GAGGAAAACCUCCUUCCAAAAAAACUCAUCCCACUCGAUCGACGGCCUCAGUCCUGUAUGCUCGUCGCCGGCGAUGCCCAGCACCCUGAAGCGCCCCUCCCUCGGCCGCCUGCUCGCCUCCCUCCGCCCGCCGCCGUCCCGCGCGGGCUCGCCGUCCAACUUCCCCGUCCAGACCGGUUUCCCCACAUCCCUCGCCGACCUCGUCGUCAAGAACCAUGGCCGCCUCAGGAAGCCCCGGAAGCCGCGCCGACCCACCGCCGCUCUAGUGCCGCCUCCAGUGGCGCUGACGGUGGCUGCCGAAGAGCUUCCUCUGUCGCCGCCGCCCCAGCCUCUCUCGCCGGUGGCGGUGCAGCGUCCGGACGCGGCGCCUCGGCCGCCAGAAGGCGGCACCGUUUUCCGGCUCCGUCCGGAGCUCCUCGUGCUGGGCGGCACCGUGGCGCUGGCACUCCUCGCGCUGUGGAGCGAGGGGACGGUCGCGGCGUUCACCGUCGCCGCGCUGUCGCUGCUCUGGAUCGAGUCCUCCUCCCGCCGGCGCCGGCGGCUGCCGACAGCGGAGGCCGACGCGAUGCUGGAUUCGUGCGGCCGCGGCGCCGCCUCCCCGAUUCGGGAGGUGGAGGAAUCGCCCAGUUCUAGCUGCUCCGAUUCCGACAAGGGGGAAAGGAGCGCGCUUGUCGCCGGCGGCGGCGACGAUUUGACCACCCCGAAGCGGAAGGGGAAGAGGUCGCUGAGGAAACUGAUCUCCAAGAAGCUGCAGAAGAAGCCGAAGUCCAAGGAUUCGUCGAGCUCUUACAAGGGCGAGGCCGAGCAGCCGGACGCUGCCGCCGGCGACGACAUCGAGCCAGCGACGCCCGAGGCUCCGAUCACUUCCAACGAGCGGACGCCGUCGGAAUCAAGCAUAGAAUGGUCGUCGUCGUCGUCAGAAGCAGCGGCGGUUGUGGCGGAUGGACGAGGGGCCGGCAGAUUUCCCCUCGCGGCGUUCGUCCCGGUGAUCCUGACAGGCCUGGCCGUCGGGAAGCUCCCGGCGACGGCGCUUUCCGUGCUCUGCAUAGUGUUCUCCAGUGCCGUCCAGCGACUGAAGUAGCUAGUGAUGGCAGUGACCAUGGAUGAUCAAUCAGUUCAGCCCGGAGAAUCCACCCAGAUCCCCUCGAAACCGGGGGAGCUCUGCUCGACCGACCGCAGAGAUCGACCGAGUUUUUAGUUCGUUCGUUCGUGUCGUUUGUCCGUUUGUACAAAAAUCAGAGAGACAGAAGAAAUCCAUACUGUUCUUGA
This is a messenger RNA of Lolium rigidum, 1269 nucleotides long. RefSeq names its product protein VASP homolog. The transcript has a single exon. The coding region runs from base 74 to 1081 and encodes 335 amino acids. The record is from RefSeq and is a predicted model, not a curated record. Lineage: Eukaryota; Viridiplantae; Streptophyta; Magnoliopsida; Poales; Poaceae.